UCAACCCAGCUCUGGAGCCCAGCUCAGCUCUAGAACCCAGUCUAGCUCUGAGACCCGGCUCGGCUCUGAAACCCAGCUCAGCUCCAGAACCCAGCUUAGUACCAGGAUUCAGUUUAGCUCUGAGAGCCAGCCCAGCUCUGGAACCCAGACCAGUUCAAGAAUGCAGUCCAGCUCUGAAGCUCAUCUUAGCUCCAAAUCCAAGUUCAGCUCUGGCACCUGGCUUAGUUCUGAGUCUAAGCUCAGCUCCAGAACCCUACCCAGCUCUGAAACUCAGGCCAGUUCAAGAAUACAGCCCAGCUCUGGAACCCAACUCAGUUCCAGAACCCAGCCUGUUUCUGGAACCCAAACCAGUUCCAGAACCCAGACCAGUUUUGGAACCCAGCUCAGAUCUGAGACUCAGCCCAGUUCAGACACCCAGCCCAGCUCUAGAACCCUGACCAGUGCAAGAAUUCAGCCCAGCUCUGGAGCCCAGCUCAGUUCCAGAACCCAGCCCAGCUCUAGGAUUCAGUUCAGCUCUGAGACUCAACCCAGCUCUGAAACUCAGGCCAGUUCGAGAAUACAGCCCAGCUCUGGAGCCCAGCUCAGUUCCAGAACCCAGCCUGUUCCUGGAACCCAAACCAGUUUUAAAACCCAGACCAGUUUGGGAACCAAGCUCAACUUAGACACCCAGCCCAGCUCUGGAACCCAGACCAGUGCAAGAAUUCAGCCCAGCUCUGGAGCCCAGUUCAGUUCCAGAACCCAGCCCAGCUCCAGGAUUCAGUUCAGCUCUGAGACCCAGCCCAGUUCUGAAAUCCAGACCAGUUUAAGAACUGAGCCCCACUCUGGAAUCCACCAUAGUUCUAGAACCCAGCCUGUUUCUGAAACCCAAUCCGGCUCCAGAACCCAGACCAGCUUAAGAAUCCAGCGCAGUUCUAGGAAUGAGCUUCGCCCACAGACCCCAGGCCUUGACCCUAGAACCCAGUCUGAUCCCACUCCUCCAGCCCGACCUCAGCCCCCAGACCCACCACCAAGAGCCCCAACUCCGGGCCCCAGCAAAGUCUCUCAGCCUCAACCCCAGCCCCAUGAUCUGGUACGUGGAACCCAGGCCAAUACUGGCAGAAGCCAGCCGACACCCCACCUGGCCCCGAAGCCGCAGGCCCCCUUGACUCGCCAGAAACCAGCCCUUUUACCUAAGCCCCAGGUGGGACCCCAUAAGUCCACUCCACCUACCACAUCUGUCACCCCUAGUUCUGCCUCCGGGGUGGCCCUCCUUCGGUCCCAGCUCCCUGAAUCCCCAGCUCAGGAGCCUGCCCACACCCCCAUGCACAGGGGGUCAGGGACUGCUCUGCGAGGGCCAGAGCCCCUCCCCCACCACAAGGAGCUGUAGCUUAGGGGUGACAUAGUUUUGGCCCUUGGUGGGCUCCAUCCCCUCUCCUUCCCCUCCCAGCCCUGGUCCCCCAGAAACAGCAGGUGACCUCAUUCCCCCACAGGUCAGGGGAGGGAGGAUGGAAACGGGCUUCAGUUUCAUUGGGCCUGGCUCUGGGCGGUGUAAGCAGAUCCCAGGUCUGUGGAAGGGAAAGGGGGAGAG
Molecule: messenger RNA, 1567 nt
Organism: Myotis lucifugus (little brown bat)
Lineage: Eukaryota; Metazoa; Chordata; Mammalia; Chiroptera; Vespertilionidae
Product: tyrosine-protein phosphatase non-receptor type 23-like
Exons: 1
Coding region: 161-1366 (401 amino acids)
Source: RefSeq, a predicted model, not a curated record